This is a messenger RNA of Oncorhynchus mykiss (rainbow trout), 2983 nucleotides long. RefSeq lists its product as uncharacterized. Gene Ontology annotation, cellular component: Golgi apparatus. NCBI's taxonomy places the organism in Eukaryota, Metazoa, Chordata, Actinopteri, Salmoniformes, Salmonidae. The record is from RefSeq and is a predicted model, not a curated record.
AGGACUUUUACAGUGAAAUAACCUUCUCCGAAACGCACGGGUCCCUCGGGAGUGAGGGCUGCUUGUGAUAUAUGCCUAUGCUCCACUAAAGCAAAACUGUGGGUUGGGAUUUAUUCUGGAGAAGUAGGCUACCACGAAAGUUUGAAGCUACUGAAACGUACCGUAGCCUACUUAAGUAUUGUAAUUUGCGAGAUUUAUUGUUACCUUUAUUAAUGCCAAAGUACCCUACAAUAAUGACAACUGCAAUGUAGCCUAAAGAAGGAGAUUAAACAUAGUUCAAUUCAAAUUAUCAAGUGAUGGUCUAUUGAAAAAGCACUGUGGAGAAACCGGAGACUUUACGCACGCUGCAUCUUCAGAACCAUUGCUGUCUAGUCUUCAAUAACGUUUGUGUAACCAUAUAUACAUGGUGUCACCGGACGUGUUUGCACUAUAAUAAACGCUGUAAACUUUUCUUGUGGAAUGCACCCGAGUGGGGAAAACGAUGGCCUUACGAGUGUGGUCCAAGAUCUGCUGCAAGAGGUGGGCAGUGUGGGCCUUCCUCCUCCUCUUUACCCUGUCUGUGGUGGUGAUCAACAUCCUCCCCUUCCCCCCCUCUGAGACACGCAGGCUGCCCUCACGAGGCCUGAGCUCUGCUGGAGCCAAAGGGUAUAGAGCGAGGGCAAGACCCAGGGAAAGGGCCUCAUUUGCCCCUCACCACCAACACCAUCUUCCUCUACCCCUCAAAGGUCACAGUGGAGGUUGGAAGCAGAGUGACAAAGUCAAAGAGUCCUCAAAGCAUCACCUGGUCAUGGCCCAGCCCAAACUGGAUAGGAGAGCAGCUAGCAUGACAGAUAAGAGAACUCACAGCAACUACAAGAAGAAUCGUAAAACUAAGGGCAUCGCCUCCGAAAGGAAAGAGAAGAAAGAGAUGCCGGCAAGUUCUAUUAGAGACAAACAACAUGAUACCGCACCAUUGACAGUCAAUGCUGUGCUAAUAAGGCAUGAUGGAAGCCAUCUAACCAACUGCAGUGGUUCAGAGCUCUCCACCCAGUCACCACCUCUUCCCAGACAAGAGAACCUCCACCCAGCCGUGACCCAGACUGUAGCGCACAGCCAGAGCCGCCCUUCUACUGCCGCCCUUCUACUGCUCGGCCUGUCUGACUCUGAGCACAAAUGUACUCCAGAUGAACAGAGGCAGGACCAGGGGCAAACCAGGCAGGCAGGGCAGGCAGGGAAAGCAGGGAGGAAGAACCUAACCAAGCAGCAGGCUGUGAAAAAGGUCCCCAGAGAACUCAGGAAACGUGACAGACAGCCUUCGUCUGGGUGUAAAAAGACCCGGCCCACUGCAAAAACAGCAGCAGAGCCAGAGAAAGGGAGCGAGGGGGAGGCCCACUGGUGUAAGAUGUCAGCUGGAGAGAGGGAGUUCCCAGACACUGACACACGGAGAAUAAGGACUGGGGACCCUGACUCUGUGCCAUGGCUCAGCAAGGACGACAUUCACAAGAUGGAGUUCCUCUCGGGCAGUGAGGUUGUCAGUAAGGCUAGGCUCCCAGCCCACGGACAGGUCCUCCAUGUAGGGCUGGGUGCCCCUCAUCAUCCCCCUUCUCUUGGGGCUCCAUUGGCUGACCACAGUGGGCACUGCCAACAGGGUCUGUGUGCCCUGAUCAAACGUCCAGACGACUGGUUCGAAGUCUUCGCUUUCCAUUUAGACCGUGUUCUCGGCUUGAACAGGAGUCUGCCCACAGUGCUCAGGGACUUCCACAGUGACAUCCUGCCUUAUAAAUACACCAGAGGGGCAGCCAGACCCGUGGUGUGGUGGGACCCAGGCAUCCAGCACCUGGCUGAUGAUGACAAUGACCAGAACUCGUUCCCUCUCACCUGGCCCCAGUACCAGAGCCUGCUGAGGGCCAGGUGUGGAAGUGGCAGCGGCGUGGCCCUCAACGAGACCCCCUGUGUGGGGGUUCACCAUGCGGAGUGGGGGCACCUGGCACUCUUUGACUUCCUCCUACAGGUGAAUGAUCGUCUGGACCGGUACUGCUGCGGUUUCCAGCCUGACCCAGCAGAACCAUGUGUGGAGAACCUGCUACAUACCAAGUGCAGGAACUCAAAGGAUCUAGUGCUGGUGCACAUCCUGGUGAGGAGGGUAGAGCCUACCAGACUAGUGUUUAUAGACAAUGCAGGCAGGCCAAAUCAUCCCCAUGACAACCUCAACUUCCGCUUAGUAGAGGGCAUCGAUGAGUUUCCAGAGAGAGCUGUAUCAGUUCUCCAGUCUGGCUGCUUGGAGAGCAUGCUCCUGAGCUCUCUGUAUAUGGACAAGCAAUUCUGGGAGAGCCGAGGGGGGGCACGUGGCCUGAAACCUCUCAUCCACACUGUUGAGCAGAGAGGGAGGAUACUGCUGCAGCACAUCCACGACAAGAGACUGAGACUAAACAGGGAUUUGUGAAUCCAAUGGCCCAGAAGGCACCCAGCAGCACAUUCAUUUCAUCCAGGCAGGGGGUGCCUGCGACAGACAUGGAAGCCUCCUCAAGGUCCCAGCCAGCCUAAAGACACAGGGUGUGUCUUAAAUGGCACCCUAUUCCCUAUAUAGUGCACUACUUAUGACUAUAGCCCUUCAUUGUCUAUAAACACCCUAAGAGCCCUGGUCAAAGGUAAUGCACUAUAUAGGGAAGAGGGUGCUCUUUGGGCCGCAGAUACAGUAUGCCUGUUCUAUGCUGGUUGUGGUUCCCAUCCAUGUUGUAUCCAUACAUCUUGCCAACAUCCCUCAAGCCAAACAAAUCAUGUUAUUGAAAUUGCACCCUCUUCUUCCCUGACUGUUCAUGAGGUGAGUUUUGUAUUUUCAAAUAAAAAAUAGCAGAUUGAAAGAUCUAUUUAAUGUCUGUUAUAUGAGAUAAGCUGUCACGUUCUGACCUUUAUUUCCUUUGUUUUGUCAUUAUUUAGUAUGGUCAGGGCGUGAGUUGGGUGGGCAGUCUAUGUUUGUUUUUCUAUGAUUUGGGUAUUUCUAUGU